CAAGAAGGGCGCGAAAAGUGGGUGAAUACAGUGAUAUGAGAGGCGCGAAAACCCUAAGUUCUUAGUGCCUCCUUCUCUGACGGAAUGAUGCAUAGGACGGAUCAAUGGCGGCGUGAAUUUGAUUCACAAACAUUUGUUUAAGCGGUGGGCGAGGAUAUGAUCUGUGGCACUUGUACCACAGCUUCUAAAUCACUUUAUACUCUUUGAAAAUUAUACCCGAUCCAUAAUAGUUCUCAGUUCAACCAGUGAAAAGUUUUCUUUGGUAGAACGCAAAGGCUUGCAAUAAGUUUCAAAGAACUAUUGUUGCAGAAAUCAUUCAAUUUUCGGGUUCAGUUCUUCUCCAAUUGCUCCCCUAAGAAGCUAAGAAUGGAUAGUAAUCUUAAUUGUAGCAUUGAGGGCAACAAAAAGGUGUGUAGAGGUGCCUUGGUUGUCCUAGAAGGCUUGGAUCGUUCUGGGAAGUCCUCUCAGUGUAGCAGACUAGUCAAUUAUUUUGAGAGUCAAGGAAUUUCUGCUGAAUUAUGGAGAUUUCCUGACAGAAACACUGAUGUUGGGAAAAUGAUAUCUGCCUAUCUUACUAACACUUCACAGUUGGAUGAUCAUACUAUUCAUCUCCUCUUUAGUGCCAAUCGUUGGGAGAAGAGGUCACUGAUGGAAACCAAACUCAAAUCUGGAACAACUCUCAUUGUUGACCGCUAUUCAUAUUCUGGUGUGGCUUUCUCCGCUGCCAAGGGACUUGAUAUUGAGUGGUGUAAGGCUCCAGAGGUUGGGCUGCUUGCUCCGGAUUUGGUAGCUUACCUUGAUAUUCCACCGGAGAAAGCCGCAGAAAGAGGAGGAUAUGGAGGUGAGAGAUAUGAAAAGUUGGAGUUUCAGAAGAAAGUUGCUGAAAGUUACAAAGCUCUUCAUGAUGUCUCCUGGAAGUCUGUAGAUGCUUGCCAACCCAUUGAAGAUGUGGAAAAACAGUUACAGGAGAUAGUAUUUGAUUGUGUCACAGAGUGUCAGAAGGGGAAGAAGCCGCUCUCCCUCUUGUGGUAAAAGUAGACUUAUCAUACUCUUGAAAGGGAUAUAGACAAAUAUGUGAGGAUCAAUCAUGAACCUUAUAAUAUUCGGUUGUGUUUGUUUCAUUCUUAUUUCCUAUGUAUCAUUAGUUAGACAUUUGUUUUCUAUAUAUAUAAUGGCAAAUAGGCUUUUUGUAAUCUCGGUGGAAACCUUUAUAGUUUAUACACUACAAUAGAGUUUCUUGGCUAUGGUAUUGAAGUUCAUAUUCUCCAAUUUGGCC
Messenger RNA from Arachis duranensis, 1276 nucleotides. Its product is annotated as thymidylate kinase. Gene Ontology annotation, molecular function: ATP binding; dTMP kinase activity. Gene Ontology annotation, cellular component: cytoplasm; nucleus; cytosol. The coding region runs from base 367 to 1032 and encodes 221 amino acids. The transcript is spliced from 9 exons. Gene Ontology annotation, biological process: dTTP biosynthetic process; dUDP biosynthetic process; dTDP biosynthetic process. The record is from RefSeq and is a predicted model, not a curated record. NCBI's taxonomy places the organism in Eukaryota, Viridiplantae, Streptophyta, Magnoliopsida, Fabales, Fabaceae.